AUGGUGGUGGCGUCUUUGGUUUUAAAAAUGGGUAUACACAGCGUCCGCAGCGGACCGACCUACCUAAUGAGCCGUACUAAUAAAAUUAAUCGUGAUAAUAAUGCAGCAUCCUCAGCUUCCAUGACUCUGUAUACCAUUGUCAACGAAAAUGACGAUGAUGAUAAUGAUGAUGAUGACAACGAUUGCCUAUCAUAUGAAAGCGCCGUGGUGAAAAAUUAUUAG
Danaus chrysippus (African queen) is the source of this 222-nucleotide messenger RNA. NCBI's taxonomy places the organism in Eukaryota, Metazoa, Arthropoda, Insecta, Lepidoptera, Nymphalidae. The record is from the annotation of a GenBank genome assembly.